Durusdinium trenchii is the source of this 2211-nucleotide messenger RNA. The record is from the annotation of a GenBank genome assembly. NCBI's taxonomy places the organism in Eukaryota, Dinophyceae, Suessiales, Symbiodiniaceae.
AUGGCCAAAGACAGCGCAACCAAUGAGCCAAGACUGGUUGAGUAUCAAGGUUCUGUGCUGCACCGGUGUCGGGGGAAGCAAGCCUGGUUGCGCAAGGUGCGCAAAGAGCUGGUUCAGAAGAGAAGAGGAAGAGGCAACCACAAAGCAAAAGGAAAGAAAACAAUGACCAGCAUUUAUCAGAAGGAGCAAAUCUUCCAGGCCUAUGAGAAGGCCAAGGGUGCUGGUGAUGAGCAAGCCUUGAAACAGGUGAAAUCAAUGCACGGCUACUUCAAGGGCUGCAUGUGCAAGACCAAGUGGGGUUCAAUCAGGGUAGCGCAAUCAUGGACAUUGCUGUGCAAAACAGCUCCGGCACUGUGCAAGCGUCACAAAGAACUGCCCAAUGCAUUGCGGAAGAUUUUGCAAUUGGGCAGUCUGAAGCACAAUCAUGUCGCAAGUGGGAACGGGGAGCAGGUCCAUUUGCCACCACCGCUUGAGAUAUGCAUCGAGGACAUGCUCAUGGAUCGAAUCGUGAGAGGUGAAGAAAUGACUAUGACAUUUGCCUCCCAAACCAUUUGCUUUGCAGUAGAGCUGUGGAAUGAAUGCAUCAGCACCAUGGAGCAGUUGCUCCGGGACAAUGUUUGGAACAUGCUGAAGCAACAGGACUCGCACUUGGCUGACCUUUCUGAAACGGAGCUCAAUGGGAGGUUUGCUACUGUUCUCAAGGCAGCUCAGCAAAUGAUGAGACCGGUCCACCUGAAAGACACAGAUGCUGCAUUGCUGUGGCUCGGAGGUAUCUCAGAUGCAGCGCGCAACCAGGCCAACGUUGAACUCGAGAAAUACCUCUUUAUUGAGGAGCCGCAAUCAAAAAGCCACGUCUGGAAUGAAGCCACUAUGAUUCGGUACCUGGACUUUUUAGCCGGGGAACUGCGAGUUCGACGUGUACAACUUGGCCUCAAGCAUUGCCAUCGAGCACUCAUUAUGUGCGACCAGGCUGGUGCCCACAUGUCCACCACUUUUCAGAAGCUGCAGAUGCAAUGGUACAACAAACUCAUUUGGCUGGCAUGGUACCAGCGUGGUUACAGCACUGAUGUUGACAUAGCCGAGUGGCUCUUUGAGGGAAACUUGAAAGAAAUGAAGAACAUGCUUCAACGCUGCCGCUCAUCAAUGCAAGCAGUUUGCCAUUUGACAGAACUGCCCGAGUUCGAUGGUGCGGAGGAUGGCACAGUCCGGCACAUGCGGUUGAAGCAGCUGGAAGGUGAAAAAAGCUUCCAUUGGGCAAUUCAGACUGGAGACAAUGUAUCCACACACAUUGGAUUACCAGAAUGGAUAGGCCGUGAGAUUGGAAUGCGAGUUUGCCGGUUUGUCAACGAGCAUGACCGAUGGCAAAAGGCGAUUGAGGCCCGUGCAAUCUUGGGUCGGGAGCUGACAGCAUCCCAGCAGCAAUCGUACAAUGUCUGGGCAGCAUCUUGCACCCAGCGGCUCAUCUUCUGCAAAAAGCGACAAGUGCAGAUUCAUGAUGCAGGCCAGGUCAAUCGCAAUUGCGUGUCCUUUGAGUUGAAGUUGAGUGAUGAGCCAUCACAGCUGACAUUGUCAACAGCGGAAGCUGGUGCAACUCCAUAUCGGCUGCUUCUGCUUUGCUCUCAGGAGGCAGCUGCCACAGAGGUUCCUUCAGUUCUGUAUCACCCAGUCACCCAGGGGGAGGUGGCAACACAUCCAAACAAUGAGCCGGAAGAGCAGCAGGAUGAGGGCAGCGUUGAUAUGGAAGAGGGAGGUCGAGAAGAGGACGCCUACGCCCUGGAAGAUGAAAGGCUGAAGGUGAACAUGGAGUGUGAGAGGGAUGAGGAAGAAGCGCUCUUCAUCCUUGCAGAUUCCGACGAUGAAGUUCCCAUUCCUGCUGGUUGCAGUGUGCCGGUGCACAAAGUGAAGACUUUUCACCUGCGACCUGAAUGGUUGGCCUUGGAACGCAAAGGGCUCACGGACCUUCCCAGGCACAUUAAGAAUUGCUUCAUCUCCUACCACAGCUCCACCCAAGUUUGGGAGGGGCACUACCCUUGCUGUCGUGGUGGCAUGUCCGCCAAAUGGGGUUCAUCUACAAAGCGAACAGAGGCAGAAGCCAUCAUCCUUGCAAUCAAAGCAGUCCUGCGCGCACACGUGACUGCACAUCCCAAGGAUGUGGUGUGGAGGCGGCAGUUGGACCGCCUGGAAGCAGAGCUAGCAACUGGACAGUUGUGA